CUCCGAGCCGCUGGACGCGCGUGAAUGAGCCCUAGCGCAGGAUGUUCGUGCUGGUGGAGAUGGUGGACACCGUGCGCAUACCCCCGUGGCAGUUUGAGCGGAAACUCAACGACUCCAUUGCUGAGGAGCUGAACAAGAAAUUGGCCAACAAGGUCGUAUACAAUGUGGGACUCUGCAUCUGUCUGUUUGAUAUCACCAAGCUGGAGGAUGCCUACGUAUUCCCAGGGGAUGGAGCAUCACAUACCAAAGUGCAUUUCCGAUACGUGGUGUUCCACCCUUUCCUGGAUGAGAUUCUCAUUGGGAAGAUCAAAGGCUGCAGCCCAGAGGGUGUGCACGUCUCUUUAGGGUUCUUUGAUGACAUCCUCAUCCCCCCUGAGUCACUGCAGCAGCCUGCCAAGUUUGAUGAAGCGGAGCAAGUGUGGGUGUGGGAGUAUGAGACCGAGGAAGGAGCUCAUGACCUGUACAUGGACACUGGUGAGGAGAUCCGCUUCAGGGUGGUGGAUGAGAGUUUUGUGGACACAUCCCCCACAGGACCCAGCUCAGCCGAGGCUGCCUCUUCAAGCGAGGAGCUGCCAAAGAAGGAAGCACCAUAUACACUCGUGGGAUCCAUCAGUGAGCCAGGCCUGGGCCUUCUCUCCUGGUGGACCAGCAACUAGCCCUGGAGCUCCCAGUGACUGCCCAGCCUGAAGACUGUGCAGACCUGUGAAAGUAGAGAGCAGCUGGCACUGAGUGCUGCUGGAGCCAGGCUUGGUGGGACCAGGAGCAGAGUGACAGGUGCUUGUCCUCUUCCUCCCCAGCACUGCUUCUCUGAUCUGGAGCCACCCUGAAUCGUUUUCAGAGUGUCAUGGAUCCAGGCUGGCUUCUCACUUGCUGUCUAGCAUAGCAUGGAGCUUCUGGUCAUCCAGCUUCUACCUCUUGAGUGCUGGGAUUACAGGUGUGCAGUAUACGUUGAGCUUUGUAGAAGGCAGGGAUGGGUCCCAGGGCUUGUGUACACCAUGCAAGUAUUCUACCAACCAUGCUGCUUCCCCAGCACAAGGACUGACUUUUUUUUAAUUUCUUCAGGGCUGAGGAACCCAGGGCCUCUUUUGUGUUAGGCAGGUGUUGUACUACUGAGCUAGGCCCAGUCCAUCCUAUGGACUGCUUCUGGCUUUCUGUGACAGCAGGAACAUUUAAUAAACACUGACAGCAACAGCAGGAACCGCCCCACUUCA
Molecule: messenger RNA, 1211 nt
Organism: Rattus norvegicus (Norway rat)
Lineage: Eukaryota; Metazoa; Chordata; Mammalia; Rodentia; Muridae
Gene: Polr3h
Product: RNA polymerase III subunit H
Biological process (GO): transcription initiation at RNA polymerase III promoter; transcription by RNA polymerase III; termination of RNA polymerase III transcription
Cellular component (GO): DNA-directed RNA polymerase complex; RNA polymerase III complex; nucleoplasm
Molecular function (GO): DNA binding; DNA-directed RNA polymerase activity
Source: RefSeq, marked provisional